AUGACAGGCUUUACAGGUUUCAGUGCACCUACAUCUUCCAGCUUUGGAAUGAAAACUCAAACAACUGCUAGUCCAUUUGGCUAUGGCAUCACAACAUCAUCUGUAGCUCUAUCAUUUGGAUUUGGUUCUACUACAGCUUCAGGUAGUCAAGCUUCUUAUUUUGGUUUUGGAGCCACUACUACUACAGCCCCAACUUUUGGAUUUGGUGCAGCUGCUGCAGCUCCAUCAUCACAAUUAAUAUUUUCUGGUUUUGGGCAAUCACAACCUACUGCAUCAGUUGCUACUUCAUUUGGAGGGUUUGGUUCAUCAUUUGGAGCGAAUUUUACUACUCCUUUUGGUCAAGGUAAUACUACUCAACAACAACAACAACAACAACAACAACAACACCAGCAUCAACAACCCUUACCUAAUUCUAAUGAUUUAGUAUUUAAUUCAAUUGUAAAUUGUAAAUUAUUUGGAGAUGAAAGAGAUCAGGUUAUUUGUAAACUUAACUUCUUGCAAGCUUGUUGGGGUACUGGAAAAGGAUUUUAUGAAUUGAAUAUGCCACCUGUUGAGUAUACUCCACAAAACCCGCUCUACCGUUUUAAAGCUAUUACAUACAGUGUGAAACCAACAUCAUCAAGUAAAGAUGCACUUGUGGCAAUUAAUAUUAAUAAAAAAAGGGAUGAAAUAAGGAAACAUGAAGUACAGUUCACAUCUUAUUUAUUUGCGGUAUUGGGAAGUAAACCAUAUUUAAGUGUACAUUUAGAUACAUUAAAAUCUUACACAGAAACUAAAUCAAUGGCUUUAAUAUAUGUCGAAGAAAAACUUCAAAACGGAAGUACAAAACGAAUAUCUAAUAUUGAUAUAAUUAACUAUCUAAUGCAACCAGCUCCCAAGCAACAAUUAUCAAGUAUAGGCGUCGAAAAUUUAUUUCCAUAUACUGGUUUUACUGAAGAAAAUCUACGCAAAUAUUAUGAAAACCCACCAGCUGGAUUUGAUUUACGAGUGUGGAAACAAUCUCAAGCAGAUAAUCCAAAUCCAGCAGUAUUCAUACCAGUGCCGAUUGUUGGUUUUUCAGAGUUAUGUUGGAAGUAUAAAUGUCAUAAUGAACAAGUUACAGUACAUAAGUUAACACUUAACAGCAUUGCAGACAGAGUAUCAGAAUUAGCUAGGAAAAAAACAAGAGUGGAAUCUAAGCUGGAACAAUAUACAGAUAAAAUGGAUCAAUUAACACACAGGAUUGUUAAAGUAUUAGUAGGUCAAAUGGCCAUAUUAAAUGAAGGAAUAGCUCUUAGACCCGAAGAAGAAACAAUAAAAAAUCAAUUAGAAAUUGUAUACAACAAUAUUAAUUCAUUAAGAUUCCAAGGAAAGUUAACCAAAAUUGCUACUCUUGUUCGAUUAAGAAAUUCAGAACUAUCAGAAGGCUCAAAAAGUAAUUCUGCUUGUAUUCCGCAAUUCUUAGAACUUCAACAAACAAUGAUAUCCGAAAUGCAGACAGUAGUCAAAGAAGAUUUCAAAGCUAUAAACUUCAUGAAAGAGUCAUUAAGAAAUAUAAGAUAG
Macrosiphum euphorbiae (potato aphid) is the source of this 1542-nucleotide messenger RNA. NCBI's taxonomy places the organism in Eukaryota, Metazoa, Arthropoda, Insecta, Hemiptera, Aphididae. The record is from the annotation of a GenBank genome assembly.